AUGAGUGUGGGUUUUAGAUUUGAUCCUAAGGACGAGGAUUUGAUAAACAUUUUGAAUAGCAAGGUAGACGGCACAGAACACCGUCGCCUAAAACAUUGUGUUGUCAAUGAUUGUCAGGUAUACGGAAAAAUUCCUCCAUGGGAAAUAUAUGAUUCUCAUUCGUACUAUCAUUUACACACCUUCCAACGCAAGCUUUACGUGUUCACCAACCUCAAAAAAACCGGCAAUCGUGUGUGCAAGGCUGCCUCUUGUGGAACCUGGCCUGAAAAAAGCAAGCCCAAAAGAAUCCAUGAUUCUAAGGGCGAUCUUAUUGGGAUCGACAGGAUGCUCUCUUUUAAGGCCAAGGAUGUUGGUUCGGGAAAAUUCAACAAGACUAAUUGGAUAAUGCAUGAGUUCUCCCUUGCUGGCAAAACAGCAGUUCAAGGAUCUGCAAGACUCAACAAAGUCCUCUGCGUCAUUUAUAAACAAAAUAAAGGGUCGGUUUGUGAGGAGGACUACGGAACAACUGCUAUGAUGUCACUUGAUGAACAUGGAAAAAUAUGGCUUGAAAUGCCAAGCUGUUCAGUUUGUGAGAAGGCCAAAGGAAGAGGGUUCAAAAGAUGUUUUUAUUCUGCUGCUGCUGCUGCUGAAGAGGCAUCAAGCUUCAAUACAACUGCUGUGAUAUCACAUGAACAAGUAGAUGCCCACGCCCAAGAACACAGAAAAAGGCUGCGCCUUGAGCCUGAGAUGCCAAGUUUGGAUGCUGGUGCUGAUGAUGACGAGUUUUCUGGAUGGACUGCUGAUCUCCCAUCCCCAGAUGAAACAUUGAGUCAAAUAUUUUCUGAUCUACCACCCAUGGUUGAAGUAUGUCAUCAAUCAAAAUCUGACCUUGCUCUUGAUGCUGACAUUGAUAAAGAGCUUGAUGCAUGGAUGGCUAAUCUCCCACCCCUAGAUGAAGCAAUGAGUCAAAUAUUUUCUGAUCUACCACCCAUGGUUGUAGUAUGUCAUCAAUCAAAUUCUGACCAUGUUCUUGACGCUGACAUUGAUGAAGAUUUUGAUGCAUGGAUUGCUAAUCUCAAAGCCCCAGAUGAAGCAUUGACUCAAAUAUUUUCUGAUCUACUGCCCCCGGUUGAAGUAUGCAGUCAAUCCAAAUCUGACCAUGUUGUUAAUGCUAAUACUGAUGAAUUACUUGCUGCAUGGUUUGCUGAUCCCACAUCCCGGAUGAAGCAUUGA
Quercus robur (English oak) is the source of this 1212-nucleotide messenger RNA. RefSeq lists its product as uncharacterized. Gene Ontology annotation, molecular function: DNA binding. Gene Ontology annotation, biological process: regulation of DNA-templated transcription. Lineage: Eukaryota; Viridiplantae; Streptophyta; Magnoliopsida; Fagales; Fagaceae. Bases 1 to 1212 code for a protein of 403 amino acids. The record is from RefSeq and is a predicted model, not a curated record. The transcript is spliced from 2 exons.